GUUAUAGUAAUGGCGAUGCUUAUUUUGUAUAUAUUUCGAUGUGAUUGCGGUGAUUAUGAUCCUGGAUGAAUAUUAUUUUUACAAAAUACCAUUUGAAGAGUAGCGUUAAGUAAUUGGGAUGUAUUUAGAACGUCUGCCGAAACGAGGUACGUUACAUAUUACUGGGUAGAAAAUCAAAUUACUUCACAGAUGAAGUACGAUUUUUCAGAACUUCUAUAUUAAGUGAAAUGCUGCAUACGAACAUGAUUAAUUAUAUAUAUAAAAUGGCAUUUAACGUUUUUUUUUUUUUCAUUUAAUUUUAGGCUCGUAAUUGAAACUAGUUGUCAGUUAGUGAUUUUCGAUAUCUAUGUUGCCAAUUACCAAAAUAUUGUUAUUUUUCAAGACGGCAAAAUGGAGAAAACAGUGAACCGCCAAGGCUUUCGUUGAAUGUUGAAACAUCAAAUUCAGGGCACAUAAUUCAUGAAGAAGUCGUAGAGAAUGGGCGCCGAGAGCAGGGCCCGCGCGGCGCCGUCGUGGCGUGAGGUGAGCGUGCCCGUCGGCUGGGGCUCCCUUCGGGGCAAGACCUGCCUGCUGGGGGAGGCAAAGGGCGGCGCCUCCCUGCGGGUGCUGGCGCUCCACGGCUGGCUCGACAACGCCAACUCCUUCGACGCCCUGGUGCCACUGCUGCCCGCCGGGCUGGAGGUGCUGGCGAUGGACCUGGCGGGCCACGGCCUCUCGGACCACCUGCCGGCCGGGGCUCGCUACGACGCCAUGACGCAGCUGGUGCACCUGCGCGAGGCCAUGAAGCGGCUCGGCUGGACCGACUUCGUGUUCCUGGCGCACAGCUGGGGCGCCAUCGUCGCCAACUACUACGCGGCCCUGUACCCGCAGGACGUGCGGGCGCUGGUCGUCCUGGACUACCUGAGGCCCUUCCACGAGGAGGAGCGGCUGGCG
Messenger RNA from Penaeus monodon (black tiger shrimp), 933 nucleotides. RefSeq names its product serine hydrolase-like protein. Lineage: Eukaryota; Metazoa; Arthropoda; Malacostraca; Decapoda; Penaeidae. The record is from RefSeq and is a predicted model, not a curated record.